Messenger RNA from Limanda limanda (common dab), 443 nucleotides. It is a transcript of the gene smim20, whose product is annotated as small integral membrane protein 20. The transcript has 3 exons. The record is from RefSeq and is a predicted model, not a curated record. Gene Ontology annotation, cellular component: mitochondrial inner membrane. Gene Ontology annotation, biological process: mitochondrial respiratory chain complex IV assembly. NCBI's taxonomy places the organism in Eukaryota, Metazoa, Chordata, Actinopteri, Pleuronectiformes, Pleuronectidae. Bases 58 to 267 code for a protein of 69 amino acids.
GUAGACACCACACACACACAUACACACACUUGGAGGUGAAAGCUUUUGACACACAACAUGUCAAAGAACCUGAGAAUAACGUUGAUCUUCGGAGGGUUCGUGACGGCGGUGGCUGCCGCGUUUUACCCGAUCUUCUUCUACCCGCUCCAUCACAAGGAGGAAUACAGAGUCGUGCAGAAGACAAACCGGACGGGAAUCAACCAGGAGGAUAUUCAACCUGUGGGUGUGAAGAUGUGGUCGGAUCCGUUCAAACCUGGAGACAAAUGAAGAGAAGCCACAGCCGAGCUUCACGACUUCCAGAAACUGAUGCUGAUGACGAAAACGCCUUUUGUGAUGAGUGCUUGGUGUGAGCGUGAGUGAAUGAAUGAUUUCCAGAAUGUGUUUGGUUUGUUUGAGUGAUUCUUUAAUCCUAUAAAUAAAAUGUAAAGUUCUAAAAGCGUAAA